GACACACCGCUUUAUUGGCAGUGUGUCCUCUGUUCCUAGAAUUGUGUCUGUGACUGACUCUGUGUCUGUCUCUCCACAACGGAUCUCACAGAACACACACCCAUACUUCUUACUCUUACCCCCACCACUCCCUUCUCUCUCUCUCAACUCAACACACACUCUCACUCUCUUCAUUGCUUUCUCUCUAUCUACUACUAAUUUGCUUUUUCAAGUUUGCUCCUCGUGAAGUGCAUGUGAACCUUGCUGAGAGUGAGAGAUCUGGUGGUCCGGUCACCUUUCCUUUUCUCAUUCAGCUGAUUCUAGUGUUUACCUUCUACCUUUUCCCUUCUCAUAUCCUCACUUUUUUUCCCUUUUCCAUUCAAAAUGUUACAUCAUGCUCUUUAUUCCCCUGUAUCAUUAACUCCUCAUUUUGUCAAAUAGUGGUGGUACUUUGCUUCCACUUGAGCUUUCAAAAAAUGGGGUCUUCUCUUUUUCUCUUCUCUUUGCUUCCCUAGCAUCAAAAUUGUUCCUUUGUCUUGUCUGAACCUUCUUCUUUGGGUAGCACCACUCUGCUUUGGAGGGUGUUUUAUUAUUGGGUGGAAUCGAUUCAUGUGAUAAUUGACCGUGAGAGUCGCUGUUUUUCCCCUUUUGUGAAAAACGGAGCAGAUUAAUGCAAAAAUGAAGGGUUUUGGUGUUUGUUUCAUUAAUUUAGAGAGAUUCUACUGUCAGGGGGGUUGAUUUUUCUGAACAUGACUAGGGCAAUCCGGAAUAGGGUACUUAAGGAUGCCAAUGGUGAUAUUAGUGAUCAUCUACGCAACCACAUUCAUUUGACAAAUUGUAUUCACUUGAAGAACCAUAUGCAUAAGACUAGUCCCAUACUGGCUGAUAGGUCAAUCAUGAGGGACCUUGUUGUGCUGCAGAGAUCGCGAUCUCUCAGGGACCCUUCUGCAAGUCCUCCAUCAUGGCACUCACCUUCUGUGGUUGAGCUGCUCUCCAAAAGAGCCGAAAAUGAUGCCGCGGCUCAGGGGGGAAGAAGGUCUGUAGGUGGUGUUGAGCGCGGAAAGGAAGGGAGGAGGAGAUUGUCCGGAACGUCGCCGCCCUUGGCGAGUAUAGGCACAACAAGAGUUGCUCCUGGUGAGGUUAGCCAUAGUCGGGGUAAUGAUGGGGUGCCGGCAAAUAGUGAACGUAGUAGCAGGAGUGGAGUGGGGGAUGGGAGGAGAGUUGGGAGACAAGAAUCUGGUAGGAAGAGUGAUAGGCCUAAUUAUUUGGAUCUUAGCCAAGACCAAUCUCUCAAUCAAGCAGGCAAAAGUUUGGCUGAAGAUGUUAUUUCAAGGCACUCUGAGCCUAAAGAGAGAAAGAGCAAACAAAGGGUAAAGAAUGUUCGGGAUGUUCAAGUUAAGACCCUCUCUGAGCAGUUGAAUGAUGUUCCUCUGGAUAGUGAUGAUUUAGCAUCAUCAAACAUUCAUUUUCAUGGAAGGUUUCCCAGACAGGAGAAAAUUAUUGCGGAGGCGGAAGCCAGCAUGCGCGGUCAUGGAAUGAAUAGGGGAAAAAGACGUAAAUUUCGAAGUGCAAGGAGAGCUCGGGUUGGUACAGCAUCUAGAGAUAUUGGAGCUGAGAAUGAAAUGUCUGUGGCUUCCAACUCAUUGGCUCAGGGUUCAGCCCACCAGAAAUAUCACUCGGAGGAGGUUGAUGAGUACCCUGAUGGAAAUGUUACUAGGGCUCCAAAUAAUGGGUGUGGUAUUCCUUGGAAUUGGUCCAGAAUUCAUCAUAGAGGUAAAACAUUCUUUGAUAUGGCUGGAAGAAGUUUGUCUUGUGGUUUAUCUGAAUCAAGGUUGAAGAAAGGAGCAUUAUCUGCCAAUGGAAGAAAUAUUUCUGAGAUGCCAGGUGGAUCUGAAUACUCAAGCUCAUAUACUAAAUCCGAUGCAGAGGCACUGCCUUUACUAGUUGAUGCAUCUGGAUCUCAUGGAAGCACUGAAAAUGCUUGUUGGGACCAUCACUAUUCUGGGGAACUAGGUAUUUAUGGUGAUCAUUUAUUCAAGCACGAUAUGGAUUCUGACCUUGCUUCUGAAGCUAGAUCUGGUGAUCAACAUAAGUUGAGAGGGAAUAGUCAUAGUAGGCAUCAAAGCUUAACACAAAAAUAUAUGCCACGAACUUUCAGUAAAAUGGUUGGACAGAAUUUAGUGGCACAAGCUCUUUCAAAUGCAGUAAUUAGAAGGAAAGUUGGAUUGUUAUAUGUGUUUUAUGGUCCCCAUGGCACUGGAAAAACUUCCUGUGCUCGCGUAUUUGCCAGAGCUUUGAAUUGUAAUUCUUCAGAGCAUUCAAAACCUUGUGGCUUUUGCAAUUACUGCAUAGCGCAUGAUAUGGGAAAGAGUAGAAAUAUAAGGGAAGUUGGUCCAGUUAGUAAUUUUGACUUUGAGAGCAUUAUGGAUCUACUUGACAAUAUGACUGUUCCCCAGCUUCCAUCACAAUACAGAGUGUUUAUUUUUGAUGAAUGUGAUACUCUGUCAGCAGAUUGUUGGAAUGCUAUAUCAAAGGUCAUUGAUCGAGCACCUAGACGUGUGGUUUUUAUCCUUGUCAGUUCUAGUCUCGAUGUCUUGCCUCAUAUAAUAAUAUCCAGGUGUCAAAAGUUCUUUUUCCCAAAGCUGAAGGAUUCAGAUAUUAUAUAUACACUUCAGUUGAUCGCAACCGAAGAAGGUCUAGAAAUUGAUCAGGAUGCCCUGAAACUCAUUGCAUCAAGAUCAGAUGGAUCAUUGAGAGAUGCUGAGAUGACCCUAGAACAACUCAGUUUGCUUGGGCAGAGAAUAUCUGUUCCUCUGGUUCAGGAGCUGGUAGGGCUUAUCUCUGAUGAGAAAUUGGUGGAUCUGCUUGAUUUGGCAUUAUCUGCAGACACAGUUAACACUGUGAAGAAUUUGCGAGCGAUCAUGGAAACUGGUGUUGAGCCAUUAGCUUUAAUGUCGCAACUGGCCACAGUAAUUACUGAUAUACUUGCUGGGAGCUAUGAUUUCACAAAAGAAAGGCAAAGAAGGAGGUUUUUCCGGAGACAACCAUUGUCCAAAGAAGACAUGGAAAAGCUUCGCCAAGCUUUGAAAACAUUAUCGGAGGCUGAGAAGCAGUUGAGGAUGUCCAAUGACAAGCUAACAUGGUUGACGGCUGCAUUGCUUCAACUUGCUCCUGACCAGCAAUAUGUGUUGCCUACGUCAUCUGAUCAUAGUUUCAACCAUAGUCCCUUGGAUGUGAAAAAUGGAGAUGUGAGAGACGCAGCUAGAAUCACUGGUAAUCCUGUUGAAAUUAAUAACAAAGGGAGACGAUUGUCAGUGGAUGGUAGAAUAGAAAAUUUCCAUGCUGGAAGCUCAGCAGAUGGUGUGACAAAGGGUCCUGGUUCAGAGAAAAGAAGACUUAGUGUGUCUGGUUGUACUCCUCAACAUACUUAUCCGCAUGCCACCAAUAAUAUCAGGGUAAAUGAGAGGCUGAUUGCGGGUAAAAACCGCAAAGAAAUUGAAGAGAUAUGGUUUGAGGUGCUUGAGAGGGUUCAAGUGACUGGGCUGAAAGAGUUUUUGUAUAAAGAAGGCAAGCUGAUCUCUGUUAAUUUUGGACCAGCUCCAACUGUGCAGCUAAUGUUUAGUUCUCAACUGACCAAAACUACUGCUGAGAAAUAUACUGGUCAUAUCUUGCAAGCAUUUGAAUCUGUCCUUGGAUCUUCUAUAAUAAUGGAAAUUAGAUGUGAGUCAAAUAAAGAUGCAGGCUCAGCUAUUCAACUGCCUCUUAUAUUGCCUUCCAUCAACAAUGGACCAUCUCAGAUAAGAAACUUAAAUGGUGUUGGCACGGAAACUCAUCCUUCACUAACUGAUUCUGUUGAAAAGAGAAGGGGUGAAAUUGUAGAAGAAGCAGCUUCUGUUAAAAGUCUACAAUGUACAAGUACAAGGCAAGCAUCAGCUUCGCGAAAAAAUCCAAAUGUUAAAUCCCAUUUAGACCAAAGAAAGCUUAGGGAGGAAAGUCAAUGUCGAAGUCUUGUAAAAAGUAAGGUGUCUCUUGCUCAUGUAAUCCAGCAGGCAGAAGGUCAGCGGAGUGGGUGGUCAAAACGCAAGGCAGUUUCCAUUGCUGAAAAGCUCGAACAAGAGAACUUGAGACUGGAGCCAAGAUCAAGGAGCUUACUAUGCUGGAAAGCAUCAAGAGCAACCCGUCGGAAGCUGUCACGCUUGAAAAUCCGAACCCGAAAACCACGUGCGUUGCUGAACCUUGUGCCCUGUGGGAGAUGUCUCUCUACGAAAUCUCCAAGGUAGUUUUGGGAAUCUUUCAAAGGUUGGGUUCAAUAACCAUUUUUAUUGUCUGUAUUUAGGCAUUUUCCUAAUGUGUUCUGGGUCCAAUUUUACAGGGUAAGCCUCUCUUUUUUUUCCCUACAUUUCAUUUAUUAAAUAAAAGCAUGUAGUUAUAUAUCAGAUGUAGGCAAUUAGUUAACGCAGUGAAUUCCAUUUUAGUGAUAAGAUAUUGUAUAUUUCAUCCUUCCGAGCACAAAUUUGAUGGAAAUUUCAAACUAGAGUUGAAAAUUUUAGUAGUUA
Lotus japonicus is the source of this 4535-nucleotide messenger RNA. Its product is annotated as protein STICHEL-like 3. The record is from RefSeq and is a predicted model, not a curated record. The coding region runs from base 729 to 4259 and encodes 1176 amino acids. Gene Ontology annotation, biological process: DNA-templated DNA replication; DNA repair. Gene Ontology annotation, molecular function: DNA clamp loader activity; DNA-directed DNA polymerase activity; DNA binding. Lineage: Eukaryota; Viridiplantae; Streptophyta; Magnoliopsida; Fabales; Fabaceae. Gene Ontology annotation, cellular component: nucleus; DNA replication factor C complex; DNA polymerase III complex. The transcript has 7 exons.